CCUUCAAAAGCGAGCAGGGGAAAUCUUCAAGACGACUCACUCCAAUCAACACUCCCUUCCACUCACCCCCUGUUUGUUUCCCGAGAUAUUUCUCUAUUUCUCAGAUCUUGAUCUCUCUACACAAUGGGAAACAGUUGCGUGAAGCUCAAGAAAUCCACGGCGGAGAUCGCGCCCUGCGAAUUCGUUAAAGACUCACCACCUGUCGUCAUACUCUACGGAUCUCCAGCGGUUCCUCUCACCUCCUACAUCCGGUUCGCCCUGCACCACAAAUGCGUGUCCGUCCGAAUGGUGUCGGCCGAGACGCCGAUUCUCGGGCCCGAUACGCUGGUUCUGCAGUGCGGCUCCGACACCGUUUCGGGAUCGAGGGAGACGCUGAUGCGGUACAUAGAGUCGAGGUUCCCUCGGCCCCCGCUGGUGAUGAGCCGCGGCGGUGACUGCGAUGAAACGACGCCGUUGAUAGUGACGGCGACGAGGCUGCAGCACCGGAGCAUGACGUGGCACAUUGAGAGGAUGGUGAGGUGGGCGGAGGAUCUGGCGGCACGUGGUGGGAGAGGAGCAGUUGACCCGACAGUGGGGAGUCCGCGGAUGGAGGUGAAGAAGUUUGGGAGGAGUUAUGGUCAUCUACUGGAGCUGAUGCUGGAGCACGCUCAGAUGGAGGAGAGGAUCGUCUUCCCCAUCUUAGAGAGGGCUGAUCGAGGAUUAUCCAAAGCUGCAAAUGAUGAUCAUGCAAGGGACCUACCCAUCAUGAAUGGCAUCAAAGAAGACAUCAAAUCCAUUGUGGUUUUGGACUCGGGCACCCCUGCAUACCAAGAGGCCCUCUCCAAUCUUUUCACUCGCCUCAAAUCAUUACAGGAGCACUGCAAGGAGCACUUCGAUGGGGAGGAGAGGGAUCUACUGCCGCUGAUGGAGGCGGCAGAGCUGAGCAAGCAACAACACGAGAGGCUGUUGGAGCAGUGCUGGGAUGCAAUGCAGGGGACACACUCCCACCUAUUUCGCUUCUUCAUUGAGGGCCUCCCCCCUCAUGAUGCAAUGAGCUACUUGGGCUUGAUCAUCAAGUGCAAUGACAAAGAUCGGGCGGCUACCAUGCUCUGCCCCAUCAUGGAGUGAGAUCUGGCCUUAGCUUCUAAUGACCACUUGGCUUGUAAGUUUUUGCUGGGAAUGAAGUACAAAUGAUAUCAUGUGGCUAAUGUCUUCAUGUGAAGGAAUAUUUUGAAGUGCGAGGACUUGGGGUGGCCUAAAUCGUGGGACUCCAAGUCAGGUUACAUGGUGGCAUGGUUGAAAGAAGGAUUCUGGUAAGAAUAUGUAAAAAUGUGAAAUGUCAUGUAGUAUAAAGUCAAUGUCCUUUAUAUUUCAUCUUCCUUUAAUUUUGAAAUCAAAUCUAUGGUAAUCAAGAAGUAUUAUCACCAA
Molecule: messenger RNA, 1407 nt
Organism: Vitis riparia (riverbank grape)
Lineage: Eukaryota; Viridiplantae; Streptophyta; Magnoliopsida; Vitales; Vitaceae
Exons: 3
Coding region: 124-1107 (327 amino acids)
Source: RefSeq, a predicted model, not a curated record